Histoplasma mississippiense is the source of this 1158-nucleotide messenger RNA. RefSeq lists its product with no specific name. The transcript has 10 exons. NCBI's taxonomy places the organism in Eukaryota, Fungi, Ascomycota, Eurotiomycetes, Onygenales, Ajellomycetaceae. The coding region runs from base 1 to 1158 and encodes 385 amino acids. The record is from RefSeq and is a predicted model, not a curated record.
AUGUCGUCUUCCAUUUUUUUACCAGACAUCUCGUUAAAACGGGCGUAUAAAGAAGCCGAUAAGGCAUACGAUUACGCCCUCGUUCUCCUUGCUUUCGAAAGAAGGCCUCCCCUCCCCCCCCAAGUACCUCCUCUGGGCCCUCUUCUACCCCAAGAAGAACCCUUCGACGAGGAGAUAUGCCCAAGCUACAAUCCCAAAAAGUUAUACCCGGCAAAACCUGGAGAGGUGCUCGCCAAUCGCUAUCAAAUCCUUGUAAAAGAUUUGAAGCUUGGGGAUAUUAUGGUCACAUUCGAAGACCCGGCUUCCGCAAGACUUGAUGACCAGGACGAUUGGGGGAUCUACCCCAUUCGGCCCGAUCACUAUCACGCGCCAGAGGAUAUCAUCCAAGGCAAAGAACUGUUCCGCCAGGUUUACGAUGCACAAGGCCAUUUUGAUGCUAAAGCGCAUCUGGCAGAAAUGAUAGCCUUACUGGGUCCACCCCACCCCAGAGCUGGUGGCAAGAUCCCACUCGAUGCUGGGCAGAUUCGCUCCGGCGCCUGGGAAAAGCGCGAGUGUAACGCCUUUGUACAGAUUAUACCAGAAACCAAUACCAAGACUCUUUUCGGACAUUACACCCCUUGGAGCGUGGAAAGUGCCCUUCCCGACUCCCUCCCACCUCGCUUAUUGCACCGAUUGGAUGGACGCACCGUACCAGCCAUCAAAGCUAAAGGGAACGACCUGGGCAUAAGAAUCUGGUCGCUUAGGGAACCGACCUUCCCCAAGGUCAGUGCCCAACCAGCGAUGCUCUCGUCAAUGUCCAAAAACCGCGAGCUAUCCGUUUUGACACUGUACUAUCUUGCUUGGAGGCCACCGCGGAGAAGAGCUCUAUUAGCAGUACUCCGUAGUCGUAGUGCUGAUAGCGCGAAGGGCCGGAUCAUCGCUGCCAAGAGGCCGAGAGCAGGAGAUCUGCGAGAACUCCACGCCAUACGCCGUAAUACGCAGUCGAGACGAAGAGAGUUCCCAGAAUCCCAGCUUCCGGGGCCUCCACCUGACGCUGCGACGACUGGACGCUCUGGUGCCACUGCCCAUGCCCAGUGCCCAGUGCCCAAUGUCCAAUGCCCAUGCUGCAGCGGGCCAUGGAACUUGGUUGUGUUUCGGGCCGCGGGGAUGUAUGAUUGA